GUGACAGAAACAGUUCUCGAGACAUUUCUCCCGUGGCUCAACUCGAGGUGCGACAUCUCCGACAGAUGGCUUUCCUUCAGUACCUGAUCGUGGCAGUCCUGGUGGCUGGCUCCCAGGCGAAGUCGCUGGUAGACCGUCAGACCGUCUGCCAGACCGUAUGCCCGUUCGUGUUCAGGCCUGUGUGCGGGUCUGACGGACACACCUACAGCAACGAGUGUGACCUGAACGUGCAGGCCUGUCAGCUGGCCGCGCAGUUCUCCAACGAAGCCAACUACCAGCCCCUGACCCUCUCCUACCAGGGUAUGUGCGGAAAUGCGCACCUGAGGUCAUGCUACGCUCAAGCUGUAUGCGACUCUACCUGGGACCCGGUCUGCGGUAGUGAUGGCGUGACCUACACCAACCGCUGCUUUUUGGAAUGCAUGCAAUCUAAUGCGCUUUAUGUGGCUCAUUAUCAGGGCAUCGAUUAUCAGGUCGCCUCCUUGGCUCACUAUGGCCCGUGCUAGAGAGACGAAUCCCGACUUUGUCACACAAGCCAGGCCUGCAUGAUGCAGCUAGUAUUACACUAGACAUCCAUGCCUUUUGAUUGAAGCCUAUUUGAUUUCGUCUCACAAUAAAGAAAUGUAUAAGGUGCUA
This is a messenger RNA of Branchiostoma floridae (Florida lancelet), 633 nucleotides long. Its product is annotated as four-domain proteases inhibitor-like. Gene Ontology annotation, biological process: multicellular organism development; cell differentiation. The record is from RefSeq and is a predicted model, not a curated record. The transcript is spliced from 4 exons. Gene Ontology annotation, molecular function: protein binding. NCBI's taxonomy places the organism in Eukaryota, Metazoa, Chordata, Leptocardii, Amphioxiformes, Branchiostomatidae. Bases 66 to 503 code for a protein of 145 amino acids.